Messenger RNA from Ostrea edulis (European flat oyster), 1451 nucleotides. RefSeq lists its product as uncharacterized. Lineage: Eukaryota; Metazoa; Mollusca; Bivalvia; Ostreida; Ostreidae. The coding region runs from base 100 to 534 and encodes 144 amino acids. The transcript is spliced from 3 exons. The record is from RefSeq and is a predicted model, not a curated record.
CAUUUUGUCACUUUGAGGCCAGCUGUGUGGUACGUAUAUAACAGCCACACAGUUUCAACACACACUUCAUCGUAUGCAUCCCCAUUCGGUAACAUCAUAAUGAACGUCAUCCAUCUCUUGGUUUUAAUUUGUUUUACUCAGCUGUUCAUAAGUCCUUUAUGUGACGCACAGGACAGCGUGGUUGAGGGGUCUGGUGAAAUACUUAGGCAAACCGACAAAGUACCAGUAAUUGAUGAUGAGCUCAUUACAACUCGGGCUUCCACCCAGAGGGAUUUACUUCCUAGCCAUGUACAGAAUUCCAAGAGUGAAGAUAAAGUGCCCGUGUCUGGCUCCAUUGACAACAGAGAAACGACAUCCUUAGACCUCGUUUUCAUCAUCGUCCCAGCUGUAGUAGGGGCGGCUGUGAUUGCAGCGGUCAUUAUAGGAGUUGUCGCCAUUCGCCGUCGAGGUGAGUUCCUAGCCUCUAUGUAUAUUCGAUUUGUAUCAGGGUCUGAUUUAUUGUUAAAAGUAUUUAUCUGUGCUUUAAAUGAUUGAAGUUGUCACAUGCGAAUACCGCUGUCAUUAGAACUAAACCUGCGCGUAUUUUAGGCGUAAAAUGGAACGAGGACAAAUUGGUGUAGAUUACCUUGAAUGAGAGCAAUGAUAAAGUUAGUUUCACACAAUUAUGUAAUAUUUCAAAUGUUAACACAGUUUUUAGAUACCUGACUAAUUUGUUACCGUGGAAAAUUACUGGAAAGGAAUUCUCACUUGUUGGAAUUUAUAUACCAUUGUUUUAAUUGUAAAAAGGAGAGAGAGAGAGAGAGAGAGAGAUAUUGUGGACCAAAUAACAUUAUAGAUAGCAAUUGAUUUUUAUAUAUUUUUGGUUUACAGGAUACCAUGACAAAGUGGUGUUAUAAAGCCUCCGGAUGAUUUCCUGUCUCAGAUCUGUGAUAGUGACAGCAGAUAUAUGUGUGUUAUUGCUUCAAAUGUGAAGACGUAGUGCAUAAAUCAAUUGUUGUGUUGCUGUUGAGAGUAUUCAUUGCAAUAUUUUUUUUAAAAAAAUGAAAUUGAACGGAAUCAAGACCAAAUAAAAUUGUAGUAAAAUAGUACCAGGUUUUGACACUUUCACCAAAAUAUUCCAGUCCUUUUAUUUGUUGUUUUGGUGGAUUAUUUAAUUUUGUUAAUUGUGACAAGUAGACGCAAGUUUCAUUUGGUCCAAAAACUUCAGUACCAGAUAUUCUUUCAACACAUCAAUGAGCAGUGCUGUCGUCCCUUGUCUGUACGCUGAGCGGUCGGUCUAUUCAGCUACCCUUUUUUAUCGUAAGGCAAUUAGUUGUGUUUUUAUGUUAUUUAAUGUGAGAAUAAGUUUAAUGAAUGUGCAUGUGAUAUAUGAUAGUGAUGUCCCAUGUGCUUGUAUGUUAGAUGUUUUAGUUACUGUUAUGUAAUAUAAGGAAUAAAUAUAAUAUUGAAAA